CGAAAUAUAAACAACCAAUCAAGAGCAAGUACACAACCAAAACCGUGUUGUCGGAGAAGCUAAAAUGACCACCUACACGAAUAAAGGGCCAAAACCAGAGGCAGGGAAAUUUGUAUCUUUCCACAGAGUCAAGUUCUGGGUUGGAAAUGCAAAACAGGCUGCCUCAUACUAUAUUACACGCUUGGGUUUUGAACCGUUUGCGUACUGUGGAUUGGAGACUGGUAGCAGACAGGUAGCGGCUCAUGUAGUGCGACAAAACAAGAUAUUGUUUGAAUUUGAAAACAUGCUGAACCCGUUUGAGCCAAAAGAGAUGGGUGACCAUUUAUGCAAGCAUGGUGAUGGGGUGAAAGACGUAGGUUUUGAAGUUGAAGAUGUUGAUGCAAUAUUUAAGCGAGCUGUAGAGAAGGGGGCGAUAGUUGUUGAACCACCCUCGGAGAUGUCUGACGAGAAUGGAACAGUACGAUAUUGUGUAAUACAGACAUAUGGAGAUACGACCCACACUCUGUAUGACCUGUCAAACUACAAGGGUCACUACUUACCAGGAUACAGAGCUAUGGAGCCUGAAAGUGACCCACUUGUUAAGCUUCUGCCAAAGAUUGGGUUAAACUUUACAGAUCAUAUUGUUGGAAACCAGCCAGACAUGGAAAUGACAAAUGUUGCUGAAUGGUACGAAAAGAAUCUGAUGUUUCAUCGUUUCUGGUCUGUUGAUGAUGAACAAGUCCAUACAGAGUACUCUGCCCUUAGAUCGAUUGUUGUUACCAAUUUUGAGGAAACGAUCAAAAUGCCGAUUAACGAGCCAGCACCAGGAAAGCGCAAGAGUCAGAUACAGGAGUACGUAGACUACUAUGGAGGAGCCGGGGUCCAGCAUAUUGCCAUGAACACAGACGAUAUUAUCACAACUGUUACUAACUUGCGAGCUAGAGGUCAGGAAUUUCUGAAAAUACCAAAGACUUAUUACACAAAUCUCAGAGAGAGGCUCAAGCUGUCCAAGGUCAAGGUUACAGAGAAUUUGGAUGUUCUUGAGAAAUUACAUAUUCUGGUAGAUUAUGACGACCAAGGCUACUUGUUACAAAUCUUCACAAGGACAAUGCAGGACCGACCUACACUGUUCCUUGAGUGCAUUCAGAGAAAAAAUAACAGUGGAUUUGGAGUUGGUAAUUUCAAGUCACUGUUUGAGGCAAUAGAGAUGGAACAAGCAGAGCGAGGCAAUCUGUGAUUGAAGUCGGCUUAUAAAAGACGUCUGCUCAUAAUUGACAUCUGCUGAGGGAGCAAUAAUCUCUAUUGAUGAACAUAAAUCUGUACCAUACGUGUGUAUGUAACCAGUAACCAUUCUUCAGCUUGAUGGGACCAUGCCAGCUUUCAAAUAAUGUGAUAAAGUACUGCAGCAGCUGUAAAACACUUUUCAUUGGUCCGAACUUUAUUCGCAAAUUUACUCCUAUUUUUCCUAUUUUAUUUUUUGCAAUCAUAAAGAAAAUAGAAACCUACAGAGUUUAGGAUAUACUACCUUUUAAUACUGACAUGAACUUGUUUAAUUUUUUUCACGAAAAAUUUGAAUAGGACAGGAUAAAAAUUGCUUUUAUUAACAAAAAUAAAGGUCUUCUGAAUUAUAAGGUUUUACAGUAUAAUUAUAGAGAUUUUUGUUUGUUUUGUGAAAAUUUAAAUGUUUGAUUAUCUGUUUUGAAAAUAACAAAAAAAGUUUGGGUAUUUAUAUCAUGAUUCUUAUUUUUGAAGCUCCACUAUAACAAGUAUGUUUAGUCCAUGUUACCCAAAUUCUUUCAGAGAAAAGAAAUCUUAUUUUGUAUUAAGAUUAUAUUAUAUAAGUAGCAUGUAGAUUUAUACUUUGCAUUUAAAUCUUGUUGUUCAGUAAGUCGUCUUCCAUUUUCAAAAAUCAAGCUUUAAGACUGUAAGUUUAGAGACUAGUUUCAAACUGUAAACAAUGCCAUUGGUCACUUCCAUUUUUGUGCUAAGAAACAUGCGUAUGCUGAAUUUUUGAGACUGGUAUCAAUACUCUGUUUAUAAAUAAUAGCUCAAACUUGGAUGAGCCGGUUGUAAGGGCAGAUUAUGAGAUAUUCAAGCAUAAAACCACUGUUGUUUUUAAGGAGUGUUUUAACAUGAGAGUAAAUGUUUGUCAAUAAGGAGAGCAUGUGCUGUUUACACUCCUUUUAUUUAAUUAUGCUCACUACAUUGCAAAAAGUAAAGGGAUACCAGCCCUACAAGGCAUAAUUAAAACAGGUCUAAAAUGAAAUUAACUCUAUCUGAUAUUAUAUUUGUUAACUCAUUUUUAUACAUUUUAUGCUAGAAUUACAUUAACAUAUGUUUGUUUCAUGUAAUUUCAUCUGCAGAAUCCCUUAGGGUAACAAUUCCUUAGGGGCAUUCAGGUGCCCUCAUUGGUAACAAUUAUCAUUCAGGGUACAUUCAGAUGCCCUUACUGGUAACAGUCCCUCAGGAUACAUUCAGGUUCCAUCACUGGUAACAAUCCCUCAGGAUACAUUCAGGUUCCGUCACUGGUAACGAUCUCUCUGGAUACAUUCAGGUUCGAUCACUGGUAACGAUCCCUUGCCAUUCAUUCUGGUGCGCUCACCACUAUUACCUUGGGAUGCUGCAGAUGUUGUAACAAAAAAAGCAUGCAUUAUCCUUUCAUUCUAGCAUAUUCCUGUUAUAUCUUCCCUGCAACCCGCCACCAGAAUCAUGGCGAUUUUGGUCUGUAAUUUGCUUACUUCAGGCUUUCACCGCAUUGCAUAAUACAGGUGUCGGGCAAGUUGAAAUAAUAACCAUAAUGUUGAAAUAACGGAUAAUUGACCUUCACUUGGGAUGUAGCAUUACCUGAAAGUUUGUCAACUGUUGUUUUCUGUUUUGUUUCUUCAAACAUUAUCUCAGUACUUCAACGAAUAUGAAACUUCUUAAUAUGUUGUUGAGAAAUUGUUUUUGCAAUUACUUCUCUUUCACCAAAACUCUUCAGAGUGUUGUUUUCAACAAGCUGUUUGACAAUCAAUUUUGUCUUGCCAAAGAUUGUGUUUCUUUGUUUGUUAAUACUGUAGGUUAAUUUAUUAAGUAUUGUAGAUCCUUCAAAUUUGUUGUAAUUGCUGUGUAACUUUUUUUGAUAAUUGAAUGUUUUUCACUCAACAAAGAAAUGGUGAGGCUAUUUUAACAGUAACUUUUGUACCAAUUUACUGUUUACAUACUGUAACAGAAGAAGCUGGAAAAUCCAGAUUCUCAACUCUUUCAAAUUAAGUACCGGUGUGAGAUAAUCUUACCUUACAUAGCUUGUCUUGCAGUGCUUUAUUUAAAUAAGUCAUUAAUCAGUAGAUGAACACUUUCUGCAAUAAAAACUUGAAAAUAAUCAUGUUGUGGGAAAAUAUAUUUAUCAUGCCCAGUUGUGUAGAAGGCAGUCACACCCUUUGUGUGAGAUAUGUCCAAAUUCAGCUGAAUCUUGCGUUUGAACAAAUUUCAACUUCGGAUAGGAUUGUCGUGUUAGAUUUACUUGACUAGUUCUGCUUCAUUAUUUGAAUAGGCAGUCAUAUCUUUUGAUUAACAGAUCAUUGUCUCAUGAAUAUUGUAACUGGAAUCAGGGUUUUGAAUAUAUAUACAUUCUAUGUACUAUCAGUACUGUUACAAUGCAAUUUAUGCAUGGCUGCUAUGUAAAUCUGCUAAACCAGAAUUUAUUUUUAUAGGUGUAAAUAUUUUGUGUGAUUUAAGUUUUGUUGUUUGUUAUUUCCAUUAAGGACUAAGGUUACAAAAUUGAAUUUGGGAACCAGUCUCGGAAUGCAGCCCUCCCAUUGGUCAAUUUCAAAAAUGAUUCCAAAAUCAACCAAUCAGAUGCUGAAGUUUUGAGACUGAUUUUUAACCUUUGAUACUAAGGUUUAGUAUGAUUUUAAUACAUGAUUUUGAAUCAACUGUUUGGCACAGACAUUUGCUAUAAUAAGAUAUAAUUCAGUAAUGUAACUUCACGACCAACACAUCAUGGUCAUACCCUUCUCCUUGAAAGAAGCAGUAUAUGGAGAUAUGCAUUUUUUCCCCAAAAGCAAUCUCUUACAGAUUUACUCUGCAGUAAUAAUAUAUUGGUAGUUGUUUUUGUCUGAUUUUAUUGUUAACUUCUUUCAGUCAAUACCUAUGCAGUAUUUUUACAUUAAAAAUGUAUAUUACAGUCAUAUCUUGUAAUUCUUUAAACUAUUAAGCUAAAAAUUUACAUUUUUUUUUUUCUAAAAUUUGUUUUGCAAAUUUUUUACAUCAAGUUUAUGAGCUUUUGAGAUUGAUAUGUUAUAUUCCCUUAUUGUUGCCCUAUCCAUAACAAGCGCAACCCCAUAUUUUCCUCAGAUUUAGGUUGUAAUUGAAUACCAGUGGCACUAUGGUAGUUCUACAAUUAUUAAAAAUUCAUUCAUUAGAAUUACGAUUUAUACUUUCUUAUUAGUAAAGAAUGCUUUGAUUUUUUUAUCUUUCUGGCCACCCCCCGCCCCACUCCUUUUGUAAAAUGUAAUGCCGCUGUGGGCAUGAAUAAGGGAAUAUACUGUAUAUCUAUUAUACACAGAACAUUUAUUAAACUAUACAACUAAUUUUGUAAUUCUAUAUGUAACAAGUCUUAACAACUAGUCAGAUUGUUACUUGAAGAUAUACAUUAUAUCAUUCUAGAUUUACAUUAGUCUUUAUUAUUUUAUUUAGAGUUUUGAAUUUGAAAAAAGGAGUUUGAACAAAAUGUAAAGGGAGAUCUGUUUUCUUCUGUUUUAUUUAUGUUAAUUGCUUGAAAAAUUUGAAUCUUUCAUUCCCAUUUAAUAUUUGGACACAAAUUGUUUGUAUAUCUGGUAUCCAGUCCAGAUAUAUGGUCUGUCCUUGAGAGGUUUUCUAGUUGGUAGUUAUAACACAAGUUUGAACCAAGAGCAUUUGAAGGUCCAGAGCAAGGGAACUACUUUUUGACAGAAAACAAAGUGUAGUCUCCAAAUCAUAUGGGGUAAAUUUCUAUUACGGUACAUGCAGAGAACAAGUCAGUGCUGGUACAGAAUCCAGCAACACUAAUUACAUUAAGUAACCACUAUAGCAUUGCUGAAAUUUGUAUUUUUUAACUUUCUUAAUGAUAAGGUGCUGGAAACUGAUUGCGGAUACAGAAUUUGAUGAAGAUCUGACGAUAGCUGGGAAAUUUUACUUGCCAGCUAUUUCCUAUUAAUACAUCAUUAUAUGAUUUCAUUAGGGUUUGUUAUCUCAUACAAUCAAGUGCUAUAUAUUUUUAAAGAAUCUCCAUACAUUUUUAAGAUUGCAACUGUCUGAUAAUAUCAUUUGUAAAUAAAGUUUUAUCUCAU
Messenger RNA from Mercenaria mercenaria, 5288 nucleotides. RefSeq names its product 4-hydroxyphenylpyruvate dioxygenase-like. Gene Ontology annotation, molecular function: 4-hydroxyphenylpyruvate dioxygenase activity. Gene Ontology annotation, biological process: L-tyrosine catabolic process. NCBI's taxonomy places the organism in Eukaryota, Metazoa, Mollusca, Bivalvia, Venerida, Veneridae. Bases 65 to 1216 code for a protein of 383 amino acids. The transcript has 13 exons. Gene Ontology annotation, cellular component: endoplasmic reticulum membrane; Golgi membrane. The record is from RefSeq and is a predicted model, not a curated record.